This is a messenger RNA of Cuscuta europaea, 953 nucleotides long. The record is from the annotation of a GenBank genome assembly. NCBI's taxonomy places the organism in Eukaryota, Viridiplantae, Streptophyta, Magnoliopsida, Solanales, Convolvulaceae.
AAGAAUUGAUAUCAAGUGAAAUUCUUUGAACGAUCAAAAUCAAUAAAACAACACCUGGGUUCUAAAAUUGUUGAAUCAAUAGAGAUUAAAUUUGGCAACAAUGACAACACCUAGUUAUGACUCGGAUUCCAAUAGUGCAUCAUCUAGCGAUGAUUCGCCUAUAUUAUCUAGGGAUGAUGACGUUUAUGGCGAAAUUAACAUUGAUGUAGUUGAGACAUGUGCAGUUCGCAUCCCAUUGAUAUUGUCUCCUAUGUUAAUAUGUAGUAAAGGUCCUCAUGGCGGUUCAACAAGUGGUAGACGGUAUAUAAAUCGUGAUAGGAAAGAACGUCAUGAUCUAAUUGUCAACGAUUAUUUCAAUGGUGAGAACUCAAAGUAUACACCUGAGAAAUUUCGUCGACGAUUUCGGAUGGACAUCGAAUUAUUCCAAAGUAUUUUGAGAGAAAUUGAGGCCUAUGAUGAUUAUUUUACACAAAAGGUUGAUGCGGUCGGAAAAGCCGGGUUGAGCCCUUUACAAAAAAUCAUAGCUUCAAUACGUAUGUUAGCAUAUGGUUGUGCAGCGGAUAUUCUUGACGAGUAUGUCCAAAUUGGAGAGAGCACGGCAAUUGAGAGCUUGAAACGAUUCUGCGAUGCUAUAAUUGAUAUUUUUGAAAAGCAAUAUUUACGAAAGCCAGACAAAGAUGAUGUUGCAAGACUUUUGAAAGAGGGAGAAGACCGUGGAUUUCCAGGUAUGCUUGGUAGUAUAGAUUGUAUGCAUUGGCAUUGGAAAAAUUGUCCAACAGCCUGGCACGGGACACAUACUAACGGCUUCAAAAGAGUUCCAACUCUUAUUUUGGAAAUUGUAGCUUCUAAAAAUUUGUGGAUUUGGCAUGCAUUUUUUGGAAUGGCCGGUACAAAUAAUGAUGUUAAUGUUUUAGAUAGAUCUCCCUUAUUUGAUGACCUUGUAAAUGAUAGAG